CGUGAAACUGUGCGAGCUUCGAUCGCUCUGUCUUCCCCUUUUUCCGAUUUUGCGACGGCAAGGGAGGGAUUCUGUGGGCCCAUCAGGCCACGUGGAGGCCUGACUACACCAGAGGAGACCAAUAAGAGGCCACGGGACGAUUUCUACCGACAACGAACAGACUUCCGGCCUCACUUGAGGCGUUGUACCCACCGCUGGCUCACAUUUCUCCGUGUAUUCCGCUCUACGGCUGACGGCAGCUGUCCUCACCAUGGUGGAGGCACGAAAGAAGGUACGCAUGGUGCAUUUCCUGGCGCAUUUGGUCCUUUUUGAAAGGAGAUGCCUGUGUGGUGGUGUGUCGGGAGGGCGUGUUGGGGUGUGAUGUGAUGCUGCGGUGGCAGGAAUGCAUGGCAUCCGUCGUUUCGUCCGUGAAUGCGUCCAUUUGCAAUGGUUUCUUGUCCUAUCUUGUGUGCAGAAUGUGAAGCGCGGCGGCGGUGCUCGUAAGGAGAAGGUUGCUGACAAUGUGCGUGAGGGUGCGGCGGCCGCUGUGGUGAGCCAUGCACGGCAUCCAACAACUGCAUCCAAAGUUUCACGAUGCUCACAUUCCUUUCUCCUUUCCAUCUCGUUUUUCAGGCCGCUGCUGGUGGAGAGGACUGCAAGAGGGUACUGAUCCGUCUGGCGUCCGUGUGCAUCAUGCAUGUCUCUGUGUGUGGUGUUGUUGUGUGUAUGUGGUGCACGUCAGGCUGGCAAGCGUCGCAUUCGUGAGGAGGUGGACCUGGACACGAUGGAUGACCAUGAGGGGGCUGUGCAUCAGAAUGGGCAGGUACACAGGGGAGGGGGAGAGAGGGAGGGAGAGAGGCAUGCUCUGCAUUCUCACCACCUACACACACAUACACACAUUCCCUUUGUGUGUGUGCGGUGCUCUUGCAGGGGGGCGGUAUCCAAAUGUCACCUCGCAGUACGCUUCCCCUCCCCCUUUCCCCCACACACGCGCGCGUCACACACCAGACAUGAUGCGUGUUGUUCCCCCCUCUCUCUCUCUGUGUGUGUGUGUGGCUAGGUCUAGCCCGGCAUCGCACGGCUACGGAUUUGGUGCGUUUCGUGACUGGUUGCAAGCACAACACCCUGACCAAGAAGCAGGAGGCCAUGGUCGCGGGCGACAAGGCGGACAAACGCUCCAGACAGUACGCAAGACCACCACACACAUGCAGACGCAGACAGGGAGGGAUGGAGCUGUAUGUGUGUGUGUGUGUGGUGCAGUUCGGUCUAUGGUUUGAUUCUGCCUGCUGGUGAGGUGACUGCGGGUGUGGACAGCGUGGCCAACGAGAUCAAGACCUGGCCCGUCUUCAGGGAGAGGUUCCUCGUCACGGAGGUACUACUGAUGUCACACACAUAUAGACGCACACACACACACAAAUGCAUGCGCUGUUUCGUCGUGGCUGUGUGUGCAGAAGGAGUAUGUGGUGAGCAAGAACUACCUCAACGGACAGGAAUUCGGCGCCAAGGAGCGAUGUACGCGGACACAAUCAGUUUUUCUGCCCCUGUCUGUCCACCACGGACGCAUUUGUCUGGUUGGUGUUGCAUAUGGGCUGCAUGGUAUGGUGUGCAGGCGAGAUGGUGCAGUACAUAGUAGCGGUGGCGGCCAAGCACAACUGCAUGGAUCGCACCACUCUCAGAGCCAUCGAGUCAGCCACCAACCCCCCACCGCUCCCCGCCACACACAUACACAUACAUAGAUACCUGCACACACGAACCUCUCUUUGUCUCUACGUGUGUGCGUAGGAUGUUUGACCUGUUUCUGGCGAGCAAGAAGGACCUCGACGUAGACCAACUCACACACGUAAGUCUCUAGGACCCCCCGAGCACAUGUGUGAUGUGAUGUCUCUGUUUGUUGUCUGGUCUGUGUGACGGGGGGGUGGUUGGCUGGAUGGUUCAUGCAGUACGCGGGCGCGUGCCUGUACGCGGCCGCCAAGAUCACCGAGACCGACCCAUUCAUGAUCACCAUCUACGACGAAUUCCGAACCGUCAGAGAGAAACAGAAUGGUCAGUCAGCUCACCCCCAUAACAUCGCAUCAGACACAGAGAGAGACAUGUGUGCCUUUGGUUGGGGGAUAUAUAUGUGUGUGUGUGUGUGUGCGUGUGUGCAGAGGUGUUGGACGAGCUCAAGUUCGAUGCUUCCAGCCCCUGCAAACUGGUCACCACACCCAUCACAUCACCCGCCACACACAUGUCUCCACAUGAAUGGAGGGGAAUGAAUCGAUGGGUCACCGGUGCAGUCGUUUCUGGAGCGUUUGUUCAAGUGCGCCGAGAUGAACAUCGACUCGAACAUGUUCUGCUUCGCCACAUACUGCAUCGUACGCACACACACACACACAGACACACCCUGUUGUGGCUCUGUGGGUGGGUGUUGUGUGUGAGCAGUUCCUGAGUGCGUGUGAUUUGGAGUUCGUCAACACACCGGCCUCUCAAGUAGCCAGUGCAGGUACACGCACACCCCCUUCCCCCCAGACGCACACCCAUGGUUGAAAUCAUGUGUGUCGAUCUGUGUGUGUGUGUGUGUGUGUGUGUCAUGGCCUGCAGCGUUGUACCUGACUCGCAAGACCUUCAAGAACGAACUUGACGGGGCCAUCUGGGUGGGUGGGCGAACGAACACGCCACUGCAAAUGUAUGUGUGUAUGUGUGUUUGCGGGGGCGCGCGUGGAUAUGCAGCCGUCUCAGCUGGUCCGCGAGUCGUCCCACAGUGCGGGGAAGUUGAAGAAGACCGUCGACGAGAUGGAGAAACUACUCGACCACAAGAAGCAGGACAUCGGCACGGUGAGUGAGCAGCCGAAUCCCAUCCAACCAUCCAUCCCAUCGAUGCUUUGUGGGAGUUGCUGUGUAGGUGUCGACGGACAAGGUUGACGCCAAAUUCUGCGGCCACAAGUACCACCGAGUCGCCUCAAACCACACAGACGAAGUAACACACACACACACACACGCACACACAGAGAGGGAGAGAGGGCGCCACUUGUCAAUGUCAGCCACACACGCACACACAGAGAGGGAGAGAGGGCGCCACUUGUCAAUGUCAGCCGUAUGGUCCCAACUACAACUGGACGCCGUAUCUGGCCAUGAUGGGCGCCAACAGCAACAACAAGGAGUCGCGGGAGAUGGCCGCACAAGAGAUAGCCAAAAGAGCCAAACUGGCACAGAGGCGACAGGUAGGGAUCCCUUCACACACACACACAUGCCACAGGUAGAUGCACACACAAGGCCCCUGCGUGGGCGGAUGGACUGAUGCGUGUGCAUGUGUGUGUAGGCGCGUCAGGCACGUCAGGCACGUCAGGCAGGUCAGGUGCCUCAGAUGGUUGGCGGUGUGCGGAUCAAGCUGGAGGAGGAGGAAGGUGACGAUGAUGACGACGAGGUAGAUGACGGUGCGGACGACGACGACAACUUGGACGACCUCUACUGACCGACCGCAAUACACAUACAUACACACACAUACUGCACGGUAGGCACAACCGACACACACACACACAAAGACACACACACGCCCAGACGCCUACGUGUCUCCUUUUUCCUCUCUCUCAGUGUGUGUGUGUCUGUGUGCGUGGCUCUUUCAGUUGCAAGAAUGUGC
Messenger RNA from Vitrella brassicaformis, 3595 nucleotides. NCBI's taxonomy places the organism in Eukaryota, Vitrellaceae. The record is from the annotation of a GenBank genome assembly.